AUGUUUCUUACAGGAUUUCAAUCUGUUCUUUCUGGUAAACAAUUCAAAGUAGGUGAGCGCGAAUACAUUGCCGAAGAAGAAGGUCCAAAGGGUCUUCUUAACUCAACAUACGAUUUCGAAGCACUUAAGAAGUCACUUCCAGGUUCUCUUCUUAGCCCAACAUUAGGUAUGUUCCGUUACAUGCCUUUCUUACCAAUUGAUCCAAAAGAUCAGCUUCCAAACGUUCAAGUUGGUGGAACUCCACUCAUUCCAGUCCCACAAGACAGAUCUCCAUUCAAGAUCCAGCUCUGGAUCAAAGAUGAAGGCAGAGAGCCAACAGCUUCUCUUAAGGAUCGUGCAUCCGCCCUUGUUUGCGUCAAAGCCAAAGAAUUAGGCAAAACAGUCGUUACAACAGCCUCAUCCGGCAAUGCGGCAGCUGCAACAUCAUGCAUGUGCGCAUGCCUUGGCCUUAAACCAGUCAUUUUCGUCCCAGCCCACGCUCCACCGGCCAAAGUUCUUCAAAACAGACUUUACGGCGCCACAGUCUUCCUUGUCGAAGGCGUUUACGACAGAGCUGUCGAAGCAGCCAUGGGAGCUGCCAAGAAGUACAGCUGGUACAACCGUUCCACUGGAUUCAAUCCAUAUACAAUUGAUGGCAAGAAGACAGUUUCAUUUGAAAUCUGCGAACAGCUUGGUGGCAUUCUCUGCCCAGAAGAAACAAAGGGCGAAUGCUCUUGGGGCAAACUCGGCAAAUUUGUCGCUCCAGAUGCAAUUGUUGUUUCCGUUGGUGAUGGCAACAUCAUUUCUGGUGUCCACAAGGGCCUUAAGGAGCUCUUUGCUGCCGGACUUAUCGAAAAAGUUCCAAAGAUUAUCGGUGUUCAAGCAGAAGGUUCCAAUUCCGUUUACGUAUGCUGGUCCCAGAAGAUUGACCCAGUUAACAUGCCAGUUUGCGAGGGAUCUACACUUGCUGACUCUAUUUCCUGCCCAACACCAAAUGAUCCAAUCAGAGCCUUCAGAGCUGCCACAGAGACAAACGGUGCUUACGUACAGGUUACAGACGAGGAAAUCCUUGCUGCAAUCCCAACAAUGGCCCGCGCAACAGGAAUCUUCCCAGAACCGGCCGCAGCUGCUGGAUUCGCUGGCAUCUUCAAGGCUGAGCAACAGGGAUAUCUCAAGCCAGGAGAGAAAGUCGUCAUGAUUUCAACAGGAAACGGUCUCAAGGAUAUCAACAACGCAACAAAGUCAAUGGAAGGAAAGAAUGUCGCAACACUCAUCAAGACUUACGAGGAUAUCGAUGGAUCAAAGAUUUAA
Trichomonas vaginalis G3 is the source of this 1290-nucleotide messenger RNA. Its product is annotated as threonine synthase protein. Bases 1 to 1290 code for a protein of 429 amino acids. Gene Ontology annotation, molecular function: L-serine ammonia-lyase activity; threonine deaminase activity. Lineage: Eukaryota; Parabasalia; Trichomonadida; Trichomonadidae. The transcript has a single exon. The record is from RefSeq and is a predicted model, not a curated record. Gene Ontology annotation, biological process: L-serine catabolic process; L-threonine catabolic process.